Molecule: messenger RNA, 855 nt
Organism: Bathycoccus prasinos
Lineage: Eukaryota; Viridiplantae; Chlorophyta; Mamiellophyceae; Mamiellales; Bathycoccaceae
Exons: 3
Coding region: 1-855 (284 amino acids)
Source: RefSeq, a predicted model, not a curated record
AUGAAAUUUUUAGGCGAAAAGAGAUCUCUUUUUUGGUGGAGAUCUUUCAAAGAGGCGACGCCCACACAAAAAAAAGACGACGACGACUUUGAACGGGACGACUUUUACGAUGACGACGACGACGACGACGAGGAGGAAUAUUCUUCAUCGGGGGACCUCCUCCACCUCUCGUCGUCCUCAGACUUCGAAGUCCUCCUCUAUAAGGGGGGAAAAUCAUCAUCAUCGUGGGGAAAAGAGAAGACGACGUUGGUGUUUGAUUUAGACGGCGUUUUGUACCCAGCCUCGAACGGUUACUUGGAGAACGUGCGAGACAAUCAGCGAAAAUUUUUAACCGAGAAGUUUAAUUUAAGUUUAGAAGACGCGAGACGCGUGCGGAAAGAGGCGUUCGAGAAACACAAUCAGACGUUGAAAGGAUUGCGGAGUUUAGGAUACGCGGUGGAACACGACGAGUUUACGGAGUACGUGCGCAAAGGAUACGACGAGUAUCUCUCGUGCGAUCUAAGAGUGAACAAAACGCUCGAACGACUGAAACUGGCGUGUUCGAAGAGGAAAGGCAAGAUGGUGUUGAUGACGAAUACGGCGGAAAAGCAAGCGAGGAAGUGUUUAGGCGCGUUGAACAUCGACGAAAAGUUAUUCGAAGAUGGCAUAUACGGGAGUUCUUUUAUGGGUGACAACGCGAAACCGAUGCCUGAAGCAUUCGAGAUGGUGUGUGAAGAUAUAGGAGUCUCGCCGAAAGAAUGCGUCAUGUUUGAGGAUUCGUUUAAGAACUUGAAAACGUGCGUAGCUUUAGGCAUGGGGGGCGUUUUCGUCGCCGGGGAGACGUUGGAGAUGGAACUUGCGAUAAGGGCGAGUUAA